AUUACCUCCCUUGAAUGCGAAAUUUGGAAAAAACAUUGGCAAAUUAUGAAUUUCUCAUGGCUUGAAUUGUUAUAACAAGUUGAUAUUUUAUGGAAUGAUAAUGUAGAUAACUUGUCAGGGAGGUAAGCCGCAUAAUAACUUCUGCUUGAUUAAAAUACAAAUUGCUUCCAUCCCCUAGCAACUUCUCCAUUUUGUUUAUCAAAUAUGGCGGAUACAUAACGAGCUGAAAGAACUAUAGUAUGCCAACAAGUAUGAUGCAAGUAAGCCAACCUGUCACCCAUUCCUUGGGUGGACAGACCAUCAAACAAGCUCCAGAGUUAAAGUCCGUCAAAAAAUCUGGUGGAAUCAAUAUUGAGAUAGUUGAAAGAUCUAUAUGCAAGCCGGAAGAGCUCGGUAUUGAAGUUGUGGAAAAGAUUGUGUGGCAAGGUUGGGAGCCAGGAAGAGAAUACACAAAGAACAUUGUUCUAAAAAAUGUGAAAGUGAAGACUCAGAAAAUCAAAUACAAUGUACCAAGCACACGAUUUUUCACUACAUUGUACCCCAAGCAGAUUGUGCUUAGUGCAGGGACCAGCUUCUCUCUACCAGUCACAUUUCGACCACUAGAAAAAUCUGUAUAUGAUGAUAAGAUUACAUUUCACACAAAGGAGGGAACUUUUGAGAUCCCAAUCAAAGCAGUGCUUCCGAAAUAUGACAUUGAGGUUCCAACAAGGGUCAGUUUUGAUAUGUGUGCUGCAAAAGAUUUUAUUGAAGCAACCUUUGUUGUGGCUAAUUCAGGUGAUUUAGAAACAGAACUAGAAUGGCAGGUAGGGCAACCAUUCACUAUUGAACCUGAGGUUACAAAACUUGGACCUAGAGAGAGCAAAAUGUUUAAAGCAACAUUCAAACCAGAUUCUGCCACUGGAUAUGAAGCUGUGGCUGUAUGUAAAUAUGGCCAAGAGGGAGAGCUUUCAAAAACAACUACUCUAGUAGGAAUAGGAAAAUAUCCACAUAUAAUUGUUUCAUCUGUGGGUAAGCCAUCGACCACACUGAACAAGGCAACACUCGAGGCCGUGAUAGAGUUUGGACCCACUGCUGUGGGUACAACUGUACAGAAAAUGGUCGAACUUCACAAUCUCUCCCCAGUUCGAGCACCAUAUAAAGUGGAGCACCCAUCAGCACUUAGUCGUAUCGAUACAGUGUUCACAUGUCCAAAAAUGCAGGGAAUUGUUCCACCAAUGUCCUCAGUAAAAAUUCCUAUUUCAUACAGUCCGAACAUGGUUGAUGUCGUGAGUGUGGAUUAUUUCAAUGUGAUAGCCAUAGGCAAAAUAAGUAAAAGUGUCAUCAAAUGUGUGGGCUCAUCAAAAGGCCCAGAAGUACAGCUUGGUGCUAGAAUAGUCAACUUUUUACAGAUAGAUGUUGGGGAUGUUGCCACACGAACUAUUGACCUUAUCAAUAAUUCAGACAUAGAUGCUGAGUACCAGUUUAUGAUAGAUUGUAACGAGAGUGUGUUUAAGUUUGAGCAGACCGCAGGGACGUUGAAGGCUCAUGAAAAAAGAACAUUGAUUCUCAAGUUCAUUCCCCAGCAUCCAAUAAAUUACUACAGAAGAGUAGCUUGUGUCAUACAUAAUAAGGGCCCUUUGUUUCUUGACUUGUUGGGAACAUGUCACUCGGAGCUCGUCAAACCGGCAGUGUUACAGAGCAAGCAUCUAGAUAAUUAUCGUACACACAUAGAGCGCGGCUUCUCCGUGUUCCCGCCAGAACAGCUGAACGAGCUCCGUCAGCAGGGGAGACUUGAACUUGAUGAUGCAGGGGCAUUAAUGGCACCUGUGAAGGAACCUUAUGAAGUAGCACCACUGGAAAGCUUACGCUUUGAGAACAGUUAUUAUUCGAAAAAGUCUCACUGUUCACCAGAUAGUAGUGUGUUGAUUGGUACCGUAGAGAACCCAGCUGAGCAUCCUUUACACCAGUUUGCUCCGAUGGACGAGUAUUUUAAUGAUGGUUUCCACUCUGAGGUUAUUAAUUUUGUACCACAUGUAAGUCUGGAUGUGAACGUCCUAGAUUUUGGUAAUUGUCAAAAUUUGCGUGUUAUCGAGGAUAAGAUUCUUAAUUUGACCAAUCAUACGAAAGGAAAAGUCACGGUUCAGUGGAUUGGAGGACCAGAGAAGACAUUUUCAGUGACACCAGAGGUCAUCGAUAUCCCGCCUCUCAAAUCAUGUGCAUUCCAAGUCAAAUUUAAACCAAAUGCUCCAAACCAGUUUUUCGGCUGCGAACUAGAAUGUUACGUUUUCUACAAGAGUCUAAGAGAUUACAAGCUAGUAGAGAGCACAACUCACUGCCCACCAUGGUGUAUAACACUUUCCUGUACAGGUCAUACAUUUAUGCCAAAUAAUGAGACAUUCCUACCAAAAUAUACGAUGGACUCGGACAACCUGGUGUUCCCGGCGGUCAAUGCUAAAGAGUCAACGUACCGGACAAUAUUGAUGACUAACACAGGAACCACCCCGAUACUGUUUGACGUGGAGAAAGAUCCCUCAAAGAUAUUUUCUAUCAAACCUGCUAAAGCUUUGAUGAAAGGUCAGAGGCAGAUCUACGUGGUGAAGAUUUCCCCAAGUGAGGUAAAAACGUACAAACACAAAAUGAAAAUGAGGCUGAAUGACAACAACAAAUACGACAAGGAGUUGAAGUUAGUUGGUUCAGCAGAAGCACCAUUGGUGUUGUUAGAUACACAAGGAGAAAUGUUCUUUAAGCCAACAUGUAUAGGAACCUCGUCCAAACGUACAUACAGUAUAAAAAAUGUAUCCAGAAUCCCACUAAGGUAUGAGUGGAAGAUGAGAUUUGCUGACAAGAAUCUCCUCUCAGUGUAUCCAGAGUCUGGAAUUAUCCAACCAAAUGAAAGUCAGUCUCAGUUAUGGUCCUUUGUUCCAAAACAAGAGCAGAAAUACCUAAUGAAACCAGCAUUGGUUGUCUGGGGUCAAGGGUUCAGUUCGACAUCGUCAGGCGGGAAGAAGAAACAAUUUGAUGUCAGAGCUGUAGGUGAGGGCUCUAUUGGGGACAUUAAGGCAGAGGAAGGAUACAUUGACUUUAGUGAUGUAAUCGUGGGUAGUUCAGCGUCGAAACAUAUAACAUUGUUCAACAACAGUAUCUGUAGCUUACACUAUAGACUGUCCAUAGAUCAGACACUAGAUGGACCAUACCCUGAUGAGAUGACCAGAUCUGAUAUGAUUGGGCUCGAACUUGACAGGAUGGAGGGUAUAAUACCAGCAAGGUCGAGACAGGUCAUCUCAGCCAUGGUUAGACCUGUCCGACGUGUCACAUACCAGUUUGCUAUAUCCUACCAGCUGGUCACACCAGAAGAUAAAGACAGUGUUUCUACACAAGAACCACAGCAUUUAUGUCAUAUCCUAGCAACAGGUGUAUUCCCAACAAUGUCCAUCACUGAUGCCAGGUGCUUCGGCAGUGCUGUGGGCAUUAGUAAGAAACAACUUUGGUCAUUGUUCUCACUUGACAGUCUAAAUGUUUGUCUGGACAACGACCCGUCUGCCCGUGAGUUGAUGUACAGCGUACAGACGAGACACAGUCACCAACGACGACCUCCGGUGUACACAAGGGCCAUCAUGGACUUUAACUUCAGUGCCGCACCACUCGGCAGUGAACCAUGUAUUGUCAGCCUAAUGUUUGAAAACACAGGAACUGUUGCUACUGAAUGGGCGUUUUUGUUCCCAUCUGAUCUGCACAUGGAGUUAGAGUACUGGGCAGAGACAGGGGAAUUUGAUGAGGAUGAAUUACACGAGAUGAAAGUUAUGGAUAAUAAUCUGUUCACAAUUGAGCCAAAGAAAGGCCAGUUACAACCAGGCGAGUGUGGUACGGUCACCUUCCAGUACAGACAUACGAUGGCUGGUACUGAUAGACUGCCUGUGCUCCUUAAAUUAGCCAGGGGCAGAGAAAUCCUGCUGAAUUUUAUCGGUGUGACAGUAGAACCAGAGAGGAGAUAUAUUCAUUUCCCGUCCAGUAAACAUAUGUUUACACCAGUUCCUGUAGGAGAGAAGAUCAGCCCUAAACAGGUAUAUGAGUUGUACAACGGAGGUGCUGUGCCGGUCCGGUACCAGUUUGAUCUUACACCAAUGGAGCUCAUCAAGCAGGAGAACUUUGAUCAGCCCAUCUUUGAAUGUUUGAAUCCCGUGGGGGAGAUACCACCUGGCCGCACCCUGAAUAUUGAAUGGAGAUUUUCACCUAUUGAGGCCAAAACUUACAUGGUGGAUGUUCCGAUUCACGUACAUAAUGGUGACACUGCCAUUGUUACGUUUACUGGCGUUGGUUAUGACAAGAGGAUUAUGGGAGAUACAAUGCCGCUUACCGAUCAACAAGAUCUGACCGGAGUGCCCGGUGUGCAAAGUGUACCAGUUCCUGGACAGCUUGCAUUUUUGUCCCAAGAGAGGCUAUCAUUUGGAAACCUGCCGUUAUUCUGCCGUGGUCGUAGAAUGGUGUUCAUCACUAACAGAUCUAAAACUAGACCAGUCUCAUUUGAAUGGCAUGUCACAUGUCCAUCUGAUAGUCAGUAUCUAUCAAUUGCACCUGUAAGAGGCUAUCUUAACCCUGGUGAGGGUAAAAUGUGCAGAGUCAUCUUCAUUGCUUGUGGUCAGCCAUCUUUCUAUGACCUUGACCUUGUUUGUGAGGUAACAGAUCAGGUAGAAUAUGGAAACUAUCAGAAUAGAUUGAAGGAGUGGGAUGACGAGAGAUUGAGACAGAAAUACGAGUUUACAAUAACCGAGGACGAUCUAGAUGCCGACAAACGUGUCGGUAGUCCGGAAAUCACUGACCGACCACUGUCUAGACUGAAAACAAUGGAAGAGUGUAGAAGAUCCACUGAAUCUGCUGAUCUAGCCAGAUACAGGACUUUACCGCCAAUAAGUAAAUUAUCUCCUGACGAGGAGAAACAGGAAGGUGAACGAGUACGCAGGAAAGAGGAUGUAUUGUGGGAAAAACCGGAACCUCCGACCCCGUUCUUACUCCAUCUUGGACUCACCGCAAGAACUCAUGACAUCCGUGCAUUCCAGACCAAUUUUGCAGAUGAUUAUAAGAAAUUCUAUGUGGAUAGAUGCCUCAGUGAGAGAGAGGCUCAAAUGGACCAGUCAACGCAGUCUGCGCCGGCUCAUCAGCAUGAGACCAAGAGACCAGACCUUAUUCCAUGUCUCCAGUCCGAGUCAGAUGUUAUUGGUAGUGUCAUGGCUAAUGUUCUCAGAGGAUUACUGGAUGACACGAGUUUCCAUUCCUCUGUGCUGAAGGUAAUGAAGGACCCGAUUCCUAUAUUCGCUCAGAUAGGAGAACGUAGGAUACUCGACGCCCCACAAGAAUCUGGGUCUCCUCCCGGCUCUCCGGUAGAGAUGACAACAGAUAUGGUAACAGAGGAGACGAGUGAGCGAGCAACCAGUCUACCUGCCACGCCCACAUCUGUUAGUUCUACAGCUUCAAGUAAAAAGAAGACGAAGAGUAAAACAGGAUCAGUGUCUUCAGGAAGAAGCAAGACUAGUGGCACUGGAGCAUCCAAGACUAGUACACCUAGGUUCUCUAAGGCUGAGGUGAUGAAAGUUAAACAAGAAGAGGAACAAUUGAAACAAAAACAGGACCUGAAAAAACUGCCAGAAUUUGGAAAUGCCGUGGAAGGGAUAAUAGAGAACACAUUACUCAAUGUAUUAUCAGAGGCCCUUGAAGGUGAAUUUAACAUCACAUCGAGGCCCCGAUUUAUUGCUUUACCAAAAAGAAAUGGAACUGGGUCCAGCAAAGGAUUAAAAUCAUAAUUGACUGUAAUAAUGUUUUUAUUAACAAUGUUGUGAAAGACUGAUAGCUAUGAUGUGUUUUAAUUGUAAAAAUUGACAAAUAAACUUUUUGACAAAAA
This is a messenger RNA of Ruditapes philippinarum (Manila clam), 5872 nucleotides long. Its product is annotated as cilia- and flagella-associated protein 65-like. The transcript is spliced from 40 exons. The record is from RefSeq and is a predicted model, not a curated record. Lineage: Eukaryota; Metazoa; Mollusca; Bivalvia; Venerida; Veneridae. The coding region runs from base 240 to 5774 and encodes 1844 amino acids.